Bradysia coprophila is the source of this 3113-nucleotide messenger RNA. RefSeq names its product misexpression suppressor of KSR 2 (gene MESK2). Lineage: Eukaryota; Metazoa; Arthropoda; Insecta; Diptera; Sciaridae. The record is from RefSeq and is a predicted model, not a curated record.
UCUCGAAAAAUAUGUCAGUCUGAAUCCGAUCGCUUUACAUUCUGGUACGGAGAAAAUAUCGCUAACAAUAAAAAUUGAAGAAAAUUCUACUGUGAAAAAGUGGUGUCUGAUAAUUCUGAGAAUAUUAGUCAUUGUGCUGUGCAACUUGUAAUUCAUUAAAUUACGGAUUAAUUUUGUUCAACCACUCUUCUUCUAAUUCAAACUUCUUAAGAUGCCCCAAGCUGAGGGCGGAUAUGUAUCAUUAAAUAAUGGACCUAAUUCGGUGUAUAAUACCACAACCGAACCGGCUGGGCCAAAGUCAGUAUUUGAGUCUGUGAAACGUGUAAUUGGCCAAGCAAUUGGCAAUGGGCUUGAAGACGAUGCAUUGCUCAACUCCAAGGGUACGCAACCAUUUAUAAUUAGUGCAAGAGAUCGUGAAAAACUGGGUAAACCGCUAAACGGAAGGAUGCCAUCUGCACCAGCACACACAGCCGAAGAGGCACGACUACUCGGCACUAUGCCAGUAGAUCCAAUGGAUGACAUCGAAUUACGUUCCGUACAACUACAAUUUCCCAACGGGCGAGGUUCACUAGAAGGAACAUGUGACUUACGUCGAGUGGUUACAGAUAAAGGUGACAUUCUAGUGGCCGUGCAGGGCGAUACAGCGAAACCAGCUAUACUGACCUAUCACGAUUUGGGACUUAAUUAUGCCACUAGUUUUGCUGGAUUUUUUAACUAUCCAACAAUGCGUGCUCUUCUAGACAAUUUUUGUGUUUACCAUGUUACCGCGCCUGGACAAGAAGACGGAGCACCUACUUUACCGGAGGAUUACUUGUACCCGACAAUCGAUGAAUUAUCUGCACAGUUACUAUUUGUGUUAUCUCACUUCGGAUGCAAAAGUGUAAUUGGUUUCGGGGUUGGCGCUGGUGCAAACAUCUUAGCAAGAUUUGCUCUAAAUAAUCCAGAUAAAGUUGGUGCACUCUGCCUUAUCAAUUGUAAUUCGACUCCAUCCGGUUGGAUUGAAUGGGGCUACCAAAGUUUUAAUGCAAGAUAUUUAAGAUCGAAAGGAAUGACACAAGGUGUUGUAGACUACCUAAUGUGGCAUCAUUUCGGUAGAAAUCCAGAGGAACGAAACCAUGACUUGGCUCAGAUGUACAAAUCCCAUUUCGAACGAUCUGUUAAUCCAACGAAUUUGGCUAUGCUUAUCAACUCUUACAUUCAUCGAACUGAUUUACAAAUUGCCCGUACACCGUCAGGUUCGCCACAGGCAGCAGCAACACUAAAAAUGCCUGUUAUUAAUAUCACAGGAGCAUUGUCACCCCACGUUGAUGAUACAGUCACUCUAAAUGGUCGUUUAGAUCCAACGAAUUCGUCGUGGAUGAAGAUAUCGGAUUGCGCAAUGGUAUUAGAAGAACAACCUGGAAAAUUGGCUGAAGCUUUCAGACUAUUCCUUCAAGGCGAAGGCUACGCUUCAACAACCACUGGCAAAUUUCAUAAUCCAAUGAACGGCAACCAAAUUUUUUUAUCACAACAAUUUGACGACAUCAAUAAUGGUAAUUUGUGUCCAUCAUCAGUUGGCAUUCAACCAACGACAGCAACGGACGGCGAAGAAAAUGGCAAUAACCGGAAUCGAAACAAAACCGAAAUACGGAUCACUGAGAAUCCAUUACCUGAAACUAUUGUAUGCUAGAAUAUGGGUAGCAGUUGUAGGCCUUUAUGGACCAAAAAGAAAUACCGAAUUGAGAAAGUUUUUACGUAAAUCUAAUUGCGAUUUCAUUCAAAUUAUUUCUGCAAUUGUGUUGCUUUUUUUGCAGGGUAAAUUUGUCAAGAUCCUGCUUUAUGUUUCAAAGAGUCAUGAAAUUGUUGCAAGCGAUCAAUACGGUUUUUUUACUCGUUUCUUGACACUGGCUGGUAGAAUUAUGGUAGACUUGACUUUUUCGUCUUUUAAGCCGUGGCUAGGGUUGCAGCUGAUAAUAACAUUGAAACUACACAAAGAUUGUAGACGGAAACAUUGUUUAAUAUUAGUAGAGAAUGUACUGAAAUAUUUUUCAGUGAACUGUGAAUACAUGGUAAAACUCUAAACUCCAUCAAAGGAUUACUUUAAAAAUCAUCCAUGGGAUGACAAGUAAUUUAAUUGUCAUCCAAAAAUCAGCACGACUUGACUUCAAAACCAUUAUUUCAUAAAUUAUCUGUCCAGAAAAGGUCCUGAUGGUUUCAAUUAUUCAUACAUGUCUUCCAAAUGUGGACGGGACUUACAUAUCAAAAUGAUUUUGUUCAAUGAGUACUAACUUCUCAAGACUAUCAAUUUUUUGGUGUCUAAUUGUAUCAAAAAAAAAAUUAUCAAAAUGUUAACAAUAUCGGUUUUUACAAUUUUUUCCCGUACUGUAGGCUAGAGGAAAUGCUUUUUAUCUCUGGUAGUGAUGUAGGAUAGUAGUUCAUAUUCACUAGUGAAUGAAAAAGUAAACAUUCAAAUCUAUAACACUAGAUUGUAAAACUCAAUUUCAUUGACUCUUGAUACUUUGGAAUCUCAGGCUUUAGGUACUUAAAAAUUAAUUUUUAAACAAAUUGACAUUCAUUAGCUACUUUAAAAAAAUAAAAACUGUUAAAAUGUUCACAGAUGCAAUAUUUGAAUAACAUAUGAAGCUUAUAUAUAAUAAAAGUUCCAUUCCAAAUGAGUGCAUUCUGAACAGCAAAAAAUGUUUUAUUCACUAAGCCCCUGGAAAAUGCGUCGUUACUACAUUAACGUUAAAAUUCAAUUCCCGGGGGCUUAGUGAGUGAAACAACUUACGUAAUUGUUUGGAACUUUGUAUUUUGCCUUACGUGGUUGCGUACUCGAGCUGCAAACGUCACAAUUGACAAAAUAAGAAGUUCCAAACAAGGACGUAGUCUACUAUUUUUAGUAUGGUGUUUGUAGAGAGCACUGCCAUCUUGUUAUCUCUAGUUGUACAUCUAAAGGUUACUCUUUAACCUGUUACAGACGGGUGUCAUCUGUUAUCGACAAAGACAGUAAUAAUAAACUACAAGCUCUGACUAAAGAGGUCUUAUAUAGCGAAAAGCAUGUUCAAAACAAAUGAAGUAAAAGAUUUCUGAGAUCAAUCAAAUGAUGUAAUAGACCAGAUAGUAAAACUGUUACU